GAUUUGAUGGAUUCUGGCUGGGCGGGGAACGCUCGUGCAACUCACUCGGAAGCAAGCAUUUCCUUCCUUCACCUGAUAUAUGCUGCAGCAAGGAUAGAGUAGUUCUCCUUUUAGUGCUGAAAAGAUAAGAGCUCGGGGCUGCGCAUUUUCCACGAUUUGGAGGCUCUGACGUUUCCCACACACAUGAGUACCAUCCCCACAACACCAGCCUUUCUGAUGUGAGAACAAUUAUGUCUCCCACAAGCAGCACCUUGGAUCAUGAGAAGCCAGAGGCCGUCUUUCCCCAAGUAUUCGAAUAUGUCGAGCCAACUCGAUCUCCUCUUACCCCUGAUGUCGAAUAUGCGCCGUCGAUCGAUGAACCCGCCAAUGUGGAAGAGAGGAGAGAGCGCCGCGGGGAGAGCGUGUGGAGGGUCCUGAAUGAGAGGCAGAUUAAUAUGAUAGCAUUUUCUGGAACAAUUGGAAAUGGAUUAUUUUUGGGCUGCGGCCAUUCUUUGGCGGUCGCGGGUCCCGGCGGCGCAGUUCUCUCCUACGUCCUCAUGGGAACCGUGAUAUCUGCAGUUAUAUCAUGCUUGGGCGAAAUGACAGCUUUGAUGCCGGUCAAUGCUCCAGUUAUGGAGUUUCCUCGGCGAUUCUUGGAUCGUGGUGUUGGUUUUGCAGUUGGUUGGGUCUAUUGGUUUGCGUACGCUAUUCUUGCUGCAGACGAAUUAGUCGCAGUCUCGAACACAGUCAAAUUCCGCUACGAUGAUCGAAAUAUUCCGGGAAUUCCGAACGGGAAAACGUACCUUAAUUGGGAAGUUGGCAACAAUGUUGACAACGCUGUCUGGAUUUCGCUGUUCUUGGUGAUUGUGGUUACAAUCAACAUGCUGCCUGUAAAGGUCUUUGGCCAACUCGAGUACAUCUUUGGGACCAUCAAACUCACAUUCAUCUCCAUGCUGAUUGUCAUGAUGCUAAUUUUGGAUGCCAUGAAACCACGCGCGGAUGCCUACUAUACCGAAACACUUGGGACGAAAUAUUGGAACCAGCCUUACCAAUUCUUCAACAACGAUUACGUGGUGUCGGACGAGGAUGGAAACUUUCAACGAAAUAUCAUGGGGACUUUGGGAACUUUCUUUGGCAUGUGGACAACAAUCAUUCACGUAAUAUUCUCGUACGUUGGGAUGGAUAUAAUUGCCGCAACUGCAGCAGAGAGUAAAGCUUUAGGCGACGCUGAGAGCAUGAAGAUGGGAGCCCGCAAGAUCAAUCUCCGAAUUGUCACACUGUACACUCUGGCUAUGCUGACAGCCUCCUUCGUUGUCCCGAGAGAUCAUCCAUUCAUCAAUGGACAGGGCCAAUCAGUCGGUUCAAGCUCAGUCUUCAUCAUCGCUGUAGUCGAGGCGGGCAUUCCUCAAGCAGCACAUUUCUUCAACGCGAUUUUCGUCUUUUCUUCCUUUACAUGUGCCAUCAAUUCGAUGUAUGUGGCGUCGAGAGUGCUCUAUACAUUGGCUCUACAAGAUCAGACAGGCCCAGAAUUUAUUACGAAACGGCUCCGUGCCUGCCGGUCUGGAGUGCCGAUCAGAGCUGUACUGGCAACUGGUGCCAUAAUGUUGAUAGCCUAUAUGGGGCGUACGGGAUCACCUGGUGAAAGGUUGAGCGAGCUUGCUUCAAACUGUACUGUCUCAUGCCUAAUCGUUUAUGUCGCUAUCUGCGCAACCUAUCUCAGCUUCUUCCAAACCCUCGAAGAAGUCAAGCUCUACGGCAACGCCUCCGAAGCUCAAGCAGCAAUGUACGAUCGAAAUCAUCCCCGCUAUCCAUACAAGUCACACGGCCAAUGGCUCAAAGCAUGCUACGGCAUGGUCUCUUGUAUGAUUCUUUUGAUUUUCAAUGGCGUGGGACCUUUCCUGGAAUCGCCAUUUGAUACUCGUCGCUUCAUCGCUUCAUAUAUUGGUAUCCCGGUCUUCAUCCUCCUCGUUCUGGGAUACAAGAUCAGAAAGCAUGGGUUCAAGAUCAAUCAAUGGGGUCCAGAACGAAGCAACGAUCUACGCAACACAAUACAAGCAAGUAGCGAGAAACGGAAGGGCAGAUUGGAAUUCCUUGACAACGGAUUUACGCGGGAGAACAUACGGACGUUUGGAGACUGGAUCUGGGUAUGGAUGAAGUAGUUAAUCUUGUCGCUUGUUUAUACCAUAAUGAAGUAAUGAAUCUAGCCCAACUAAGAAGGAGACGAAAU
Mollisia scopiformis is the source of this 2206-nucleotide messenger RNA. Its product is annotated as proline-specific permease. Lineage: Eukaryota; Fungi; Ascomycota; Leotiomycetes; Helotiales; Mollisiaceae. Bases 231 to 2138 code for a protein of 635 amino acids. Gene Ontology annotation, molecular function: amino acid transmembrane transporter activity. Gene Ontology annotation, biological process: amino acid transmembrane transport. The transcript is spliced from 12 exons. The record is from RefSeq and is a predicted model, not a curated record. Gene Ontology annotation, cellular component: membrane.